AGGGAGGCCAGGCUCAAAGGGCAAGGGCAGUGCGCAGGCAGCGCCACUGCGGCUACCUGGAAGCUAGGUCACCUGAGUCUGGACUGCCCAAAGGCGGUGACCCAUUUGCCAGGGCCACGAACGACUCCCAUAGCUGAAGAUUGUCCAGGCUUCUGAAGGUGGAGGGACAGUCGCCCCCGCACAGUGCCGGGGGUUCCGCGCGCUCACCUGCCUCCCGCUUGCGCCCUGGGCGGGGCUUCCCGCGUCCCCUUUAAGAGGCCGCAUCACCCGCCCUGACGUCAGGGUGUCUCUCCGCACAAGCCCGCGUCCCGCGCCGCGCCCCCGCGCCAGCAGCUCCCGCGGCCGCACGACCAGCGGCGGCCCGGCGACCCUUGCCGCCUCUCCGCAUCUGCAGCUGCCGGCCGCGCGGCCUCCCGCAUCCCAUCAUGUCGGUGGCAGGGCUGAAGAAGCAGUUCCACAAAGCCACUCAGAAAGUGAGUGAGAAGGUCGGAGGAGCGGAAGGCACCAAGCUCGAUGAUGACUUCAAAGAGAUGGAGAGGAAAGUGGAUGUCACCAGCAGGGCUGUGAUGGAGAUAAUGACAAAAACAAUUGAAUACCUCCAACCCAAUCCAGCUUCCAGGGCUAAACUCAGUAUGAUCAACACCAUGUCGAAAAUCCGCGGCCAAGAGAAGGGGCCAGGCUACCCUCAGGCGGAAGCACUGUUGGCAGAGGCCAUGCUCAAGUUCGGCAGAGAGCUGGGCGAUGAUUGCAACUUUGGUCCUGCUCUUGGUGAGGUGGGAGAAGCCAUGAGGGAGCUCUCGGAGGUCAAGGACUCUUUGGACAUGGAAGUGAAGCAGAACUUCAUAGACCCCCUUCAGAAUCUUCAUGACAAAGAUCUGAGGGAGAUUCAGCAUCACCUGAAAAAGCUGGAAGGCCGACGCUUAGACUUUGAUUAUAAGAAGAAGCGACAAGGCAAGAUUCCAGACGAAGAACUCCGCCAAGCUCUGGAGAAAUUUGAUGAGUCUAAAGAAAUCGCUGAGUCGAGCAUGUUCAACCUCUUGGAGAUGGAUAUUGAACAGGUGAGCCAGCUCUCUGCACUUGUUCAGGCUCAGCUGGAGUACCACAAGCAGGCAGUGCAGAUCCUGCAGCAGGUCACUGUCAGGCUGGAAGAAAGAAUAAGACAAGCCUCAUCUCAGCCAAGAAGGGAAUAUCAGCCCAAACCACGAAUGAGCCUAGAAUUUGCCACUGGAGACAGUACUCAGCCCAACGGGGGUCUCUCCCACACAGGCACACCCAAACCUGCAGGUGUCCAAAUGGAUCAGCCCUGCUGCCGAGCCUUGUAUGACUUUGAACCUGAAAAUGAAGGGGAACUGGGUUUUAAAGAGGGCGAUAUCAUCACACUCACUAAUCAGAUUGACGAGAACUGGUAUGAGGGGAUGCUUCAUGGCCAGUCUGGCUUUUUCCCCAUCAACUAUGUAGAAAUUCUGGUUGCUCUGCCCCAUUAGGAUCCUGUGCUGGCUGGCUCACCUCCUUCUGACCCAGAUAGUUAAGUUUAACCACUGCUUUGGUAAUGCCGCUUCCAAUACAUCACGAAUGCAGGCCGCAGUGGACGAGUCAUCAAGCCCACACGUGCCCUGGGUUGACCUGUGUGCUCCUACUGGAGACACGGUGAUAGAUGGUAUCUUCCAAGGCCAGUGGGCCUGGCACAUGCUUUAAAACACCAUCUGAGACUAGCCAGUGGUCACAGAACUGGCUUCCCCGUUCUCAGGAGGCUGUGGUUCCUGGUAAUAUGCCUGUGAACCACAUCACAGAAAACCUCUCCUCACUGAAGAUAUUGUCUCUCACCCAGGGGCCAGCUCAAGGUCUCCAGUUCUCCAUUUACAGAGGAGAAAGUCCUUUUUGUUGCACUUUCCCUUCCUAAAUAUAUGAGUCACAGAAUUGUUGGCAAAAACAUCCCCCGACCAGCAGGUUGUCUGCUGGUCUAAGCAACUUAGUCUCUUGAUGCCAUCAGCAGAAGUAUUAAUUUUCCAAAGCGCACCUUUGUUCACCAACUUCCUUUCUUCUUUCUUUCUUUCUUUCUUUCUUUCUUUCUUUCUUUCUUUCUUUCUUUCUUUCUUUCUUUCUUUCUUCCUUCCUUCCUUCCUUCCUUCCUUCCUUCCUUUCUUUCAUCUAUCUAUCUAUCUAUCUAUCUAUCUAUCUAUCUAUCUAUCUAUCUAUCUACCUAUCUCUUUACUUCUGAGACAUGGCCAGUUUUCUUCCCUCCCUGCUAUUUAAGCACUUGGCAAAUGGGGGGAGGGGCAUCCCAUUUAUUUCUGAGUGAGAUGGUGAACAAUCUGUAUGUUGUCUGAAAAGAAAAAAAAUUCUCCAAGCUGAAUUGGGAAGAAAUCUGGUCUCCAAGCUCAGAUUCCUUGCUGUACAGAAGCUGUGUAUAUACGUAGCCCGUUUUUGAAGGGGGAACAGCUGUCUUCCCUUCUCUGGUUACUUACCCAGGAAUCAGUCCAUUCCCUGAGUCCCUUUGCCACAAGACAUAGGAGAGAAACACUAGUAAGCAUUUCCCACUUCUUCAUAGAACACGACAGUGAGCAUCAGUCCUUCCCACGUUUACUUGUUUGUGUUCCUUGAACAUCAUUUGUGCAUAUUCUGCCCUCAAUGAGGACCAAAUAAAGAUGAUUUUUGUGCUUAGCAGUUUAAGGUAUGUGGCUGCAUAUGCAAAACCCUUUUCCACUCCAGUCCUUACUUUGAACGCCUCCCUUCCUCGUUUUGUGUGUACAGUGCUGUGUACGCUGAUCAGUGUUGGCUUUUUGUUUUGUUUUCCUUCAGUCGUGGAAGUCCCGAUAGGCACCCAGAGUUCUAUUUAUAUAGCUGUACAGACUCCUUCAGAGGUUUAAUGUGCUGCUUCCGAUGUGCCACUUGCCGUAGUGGAUCAUGUGGAGUGAAAGGCAAAUCUUCCUGCUUCAUGUAUAAACUCACCAUGGGAAGCACUGCUGUUUCCAAUAAAUAUUGCUGAAGAUGAAA
This is a messenger RNA of Arvicanthis niloticus (Nile rat), 2994 nucleotides long. It is a transcript of the gene Sh3gl2, whose product is annotated as SH3 domain containing GRB2 like 2, endophilin A1. Gene Ontology annotation, biological process: synaptic vesicle uncoating. NCBI's taxonomy places the organism in Eukaryota, Metazoa, Chordata, Mammalia, Rodentia, Muridae. The record is from RefSeq and is a predicted model, not a curated record. Gene Ontology annotation, molecular function: protein binding. Gene Ontology annotation, cellular component: presynapse; glutamatergic synapse; cytoplasm.